This is a messenger RNA of Abrus precatorius (Indian licorice), 3078 nucleotides long. Its product is annotated as G-type lectin S-receptor-like serine/threonine-protein kinase SD2-5. Gene Ontology annotation, molecular function: protein serine/threonine kinase activity; ATP binding. The record is from RefSeq and is a predicted model, not a curated record. The coding region runs from base 199 to 2610 and encodes 803 amino acids. Gene Ontology annotation, biological process: protein phosphorylation. NCBI's taxonomy places the organism in Eukaryota, Viridiplantae, Streptophyta, Magnoliopsida, Fabales, Fabaceae. The transcript is spliced from 2 exons.
AACCAUAUCUUCUUAUGAAGAACAUACACAGAACUCAUUUGAAGUCAAAAUUUCCACAACCUGCCAAGACCCUUCCUUCUUAGUUUCUUCUUGCUAAAAUUCCUCUUACUACUCUAUGGUCUAACAAGGUAUCAUACAUCACUUCUGCAACCGAAUGGAACAUGAGAUUUGUCACAUUCAUACAUAUGGUACUUAAUCAUGGGCUUGUUCAAAAGUGGAACCUUGUUUUUCUAUUUUCUCCUUUGGUUUAGAACAUGCCUAGCCAAUGACCAACACAUUGGUCAGAUAUAUCCUGGCUUCAGUGCUUCUCGGGUGGAUUGGCAAGACCAUGGUGGGUUUUUCUUGCUAUCUAACAGCUCAGCUUUCGCUUUUGGAUUCUUUACUACGUUGGAUGUUUCACUGUUUGUUUUGGUUGUCAUUCACUUAAGUAGCUACAAAGUGGUUUGGACUGCCAACAGAGGCUUACUCGUUAGAAAUUCUGAUAAAUUUGUGUUUGACCGUAGUGGGAAUGCAUAUUUGGAAGGUGGGAAUGGUGUAGUUUGGGCAACAAAUACAACAGGACAAAGAGUGAGAGCCAUGGAGUUGAUGGACUCCGGGAAUUUGGUGUUGCUUGGGGAAAAUGGGACACUUAUUUGGCAGAGUUUUAGCCAUCCCACUGAUACUCUUUUGCCCGGUCAAGCGUUUGUUGAAGGAAUGAGACUCAAGAGCUUCCCUAACCGCAUGAACUUGUUUCAUUAUCUUAGUUACUUAGAAGGUGAUUUGGUUCUCUAUGCUGGAUUUGAAACUCCACAAGUGUAUUGGUCCUUAUCAGGGGAAGCCCAGAGAAGUCCAAAAAAUGACACUGGUAAGGUUCACUCUGCAUCACUGGUGUCCAAUUCAUGGAAAUUUUAUGACAAAAAUGGAGCUUUGCUAUGGAAAACUGUCUUCUCUGAUCAUUCAGAUAAUAAGACAUUGUGGGCUGCUAUUUUGGACCCAAAUGGUGCAAUCUCUUUCUAUGACCUUAACAAAGGGAAGUCUCCUAACCCUGAGGCAAUUAAAGUACCACAAGACCCUUGUGGCAUUCCUGAGCCUUGUGAUCCUUAUUAUGUUUGCUUCUUUGAAAACUGGUGUGAAUGCCCUGCGCUUCUCAAAUCUCGUUUCAAUUGCAAACCUCCAAACAUCUCAACAUGUUCUAGGAGUUCAACAGAUCUUGUGUAUGUUGGUGAAGAGCUUGAUUAUUUUGCUCUCAAGUAUGUUGCACCAGUUUCAAAAUCAACCCUGAGUGCUUGCAAAGAGGCUUGUUUGGGAAACUGCUCAUGCCUUGUGCUUUUCUUUGAGAACAGUACUGGUAGAUGCUUUCAUUUUGAUCAGACUGGGAGUUUCCAACGCUACAAGGGGAGCACUGGUGGUUAUGUUUCAUACUUGAAGAUCUCGACUGAUGAUAAUGGAAAUGGUAACAAAAAUGGAAGGAAUAACAUGAUGCUAAUUGUUGUCAUAGUAGUUCUCACAGUUCUGGUUAUAGUUGGUCUUAUAACAGGAUUCUGCUAUUACAACAGAAAGAAGAAAUUUGAGAAGUAUCCUGAAGACGCCUUGGAGGAAGAUGAUUUCUUAGACAGUCUCUCUGGUGUGCCUGCUCGGUUUACUUUUAAUGCACUGUGUAGAGCAACUAAGGAUUUCUCCACAAAAAUUGGGGAAGGAGGUUUUGGCUCAGUGUAUCUAGGUGUGCUUGAAGAUGGCACCCAAUUGGCUGUGAAAAAAUUGGAAGGUGUUGGACAAGGGGCAAAAGAGUUUAAGGCUGAAGUGUCCAUAAUUGGAAGCAUUCAUCAUGUUCAUCUUGUCAAGUUGAAAGGGUUCUGUGCUGAGGGUCCUCAUCGCCUUCUUGUCUAUGAAUACAUGGCAAGGGGUUCUUUGGACAAAUGGAUCUUCAAGAACAGUGAAAACACUUUCUUAUUAAACUGGGACACAAGGUACAACAUUGCAAUAGGCACAGCAAAGGGACUGGCCUAUCUUCAUGAGGAGUGUGAAGUGAGGAUUAUCCACUGUGAUAUCAAACCACAAAAUGUUCUUCUUGAUGACAAUUUCACAGCCAAAGUUUCAGAUUUUGGAUUGGCUAAGCUAAUGAGCCGAGAGCAAAGCCAUGUGUUCACAACUCUAAGGGGAACAAGGGGAUAUCUUGCACCAGAAUGGAUCACUAACUAUGCAAUCUCAGAAAAGAGUGAUGUGUUCAGCUAUGGCAUGGUGUUGCUUGAGAUAAUUGGAGGAAGAAAGAACUAUGAUCAGUGGGAAGGCUCAGAGAAAGCACAUUUUCCAUCUUAUGUAUUCAGAAUGAUGGAGGAAGGAAAACUGAAAGAGGUUCUUGACCAAAAGAUAGAUAUUGAUGAUAAGGAUGAAAGAGCUGAGACUGCCCUUAAAGUUGCUCUUUGGUGCAUACAAGAUGAUGUGAAUUUGAGGCCUUCCAUGACUAAGGUGGCUCAGAUGCUUGAAGGUUUGUGCCCUGUACCUGAUCCCCCUUCAUUAUCUCAGUCCGGUACUUAUUCAGCUUUCAUGAAAAUGAGUAGUGGUGAAGCUACUUCGUCAGAUUUUUAUAGUAAUGUACCCUUGUCGUGUGUUCAGUUAUCAGGACCAAGAUGAGAUCAAUAAAAGUAGAUGAAUCAUGCAUACGUACCUUUUUAUGUUCAUUUUCAAUAAUAUGAACAUCUCUAGUUUGGCACUUUUGGUCUUGUCACUGUUUAUUUUUAGAAACCCUUAUGAUUUUUUAACUAAAAUUAAUGAAAUGACUUUGUUCUGCCUGGUGAAUCCCUUGUUUCGGGGAAGGACUGGGGAUGACCAAAAACAACAUUUGCAACAGUGAUUAAUUUAAUUUAGUAUUUGUUGUAAUUAUAAUUUAGAAACUAAAUUCUUAACAUCAAAUGGUAGUUAGAAUAGUCAUUAUAUGUAGCCGGUAGUAAGGUAAUUAGCUGUGAUUUUGUUAUUUAUUAAUUAACCAAUCUUCCUCUCCCUAACCAUCAGUCACUGUGUGUGUAUAUAUACACACACACAUAAUUUGCUUGUACAUAUGUAGAAAAAUAAUAUUCAAUCAACAAGAACUCUCUUUCAUUC